Molecule: messenger RNA, 6477 nt
Organism: Pteropus alecto (black flying fox)
Lineage: Eukaryota; Metazoa; Chordata; Mammalia; Chiroptera; Pteropodidae
Gene: RAPGEF5
Product: Rap guanine nucleotide exchange factor 5
Exons: 27
Coding region: 1-2595 (864 amino acids)
Biological process (GO): Ras protein signal transduction; positive regulation of GTPase activity
Cellular component (GO): plasma membrane
Molecular function (GO): guanyl-nucleotide exchange factor activity
Source: RefSeq, a predicted model, not a curated record
AUGAAAGUGAACUGGCAAAUAUAUUCCUACCAAGGCCGAUUUCAAGCCACCGUGGUGGCAUUGCUGAAUGUGGCACUGGGAACAGAUGCAUACAAUUGGUUCUUGCAGGCUGAUGUGAGCGGGCUCUGGGGCACUACUGAAGAGAAGCUUCAGGAAUCCAGAGGAGAACUCUACACAUUGACUCUAUCGAGAAGAAUUUCCAAUCCAUACCUUGAACAUACUUCUUCCCAGAUUUAUGGAGAGAAUUCUUCUUGUGCAGGAAGAGCACUGAGGAAUAUCAUUAUUGUUCAGGCAGCUGACCUGAUAAAGGACAGAGUGAACCUCAAGGGAUUUUACAGGAGAAGCUGUGUUGGGUCAGAGCUGGUAGACUGGCUUCUGGAACACUGUCCUUUUGUCCAGUGCAGGUCAAUGGCCAUAGGGGUCUGGCAGAUCCUACUGGAUAUGGGAAUUAUGUCAUCAGUGGACCAGCAUUUAUACUUUCAAGAUACCUAUGUUUUCUAUCAGUUUUCAUCUGACGAAUGUAGCUAUUUGUACUGUGAAUUCGAAAGAGAAGAAGAAUGGCAGAAUGGUGUCAAACUUUUACUGCAGCUUGUGCCUCUCAUUCCCACUAGAGCUGGCCUCUGUGACCUGUCUCAUCAGAAAAUCGAAGACUCGGAAGAAAGCAGCGAUGAAAUUCUUGCUCGUCUAACAUCUGCGGUGCAGAGAGAACUAGCAGCUGUUAUUGCUUUGAAAGCAAAGAAGUCUGCAAUGGCACAAGAUGAAGAAAACAGUGACAAACACGUAACUGUGACAGAAGCUGAAGGGGUUCCAGAUUCUCAGGCAGGGGUAAUGUGCAAGCUUCAGGAAAGAGAUGACAUGGGACGAAUCGAACUGGUCCAGAAGCUGGCGAAAGAAAACUGUCAGUUUUUGCAGACAGAGAAAAAAGAACGGGAGAAAUCUGAACACGAUGAUGAAGUGACGACUGUUCAGGAGCAGGAGCAGGACGUCCUGGUGCUGAGGAAGGUGCAGAGCUGCGGCCCGGCCCCCUUGGGCGGGAGCUCGGAGGGCGAUUGGAGAUACGUGGUCGUGUCCGGCACCCCGGAGAAGAUUUUGGAGCACCUUUUGAAUGACUUGCACCUGGAAGAAGUCCAGGACAAAGAAACAGAGACCCUCCUUGAUGACUUCCUUCUCACGUACACCGUCUUCAUGACAACUGAUGACUUGUGCCAGGCGCUGCUGAGGCACUAUUCUGCUAAGAAGUAUCAAGGCAAAGACGAAAACUCGGAUGUUUCUUGUCGAAAACGUAAGGUCUUGCAUCUUGUUUCUCAGUGGAUCUCUCUGUACAAAGACUGGUUACAUGAAGAUGAACAUUCAAAAAUGUUUUUAAAGACCAUAUACAGGAACGUAUUGGAUGAUGUAUAUGAAUAUCCAAUCCUUGAAAAAGAAUUGAAAGAAUUUCAAAAGAUACUUGGAAUGCACCGUCGUCACACUGUAGAUGAAUAUUCACCUCAAAGGAAGAAUAAAGCCCUUUUCCACCAAUUCAGUCUUAAGGACAACUGGCUCCAACAUAGAGGAACUGUGACGGAAACAGAGGAAAUUUUUUGCCACGUGUAUAUAACGGAGCACUCCUAUGUCAGUGUGAAGGCAAAAGUUUCCAGUACAGCCCAAGAGAUCCUGAAAGUUGUGGCAGAAAAAAUCCAGCAUGCAGAAGAGGAUCUGGCUCUGGUGGCCGUCACAUUCUCCGGAGAAAAGCAUGAACUUCAGCCUAAUGACUUGGCCAUCUCCAAACCCAUGGACGCGACUGGUCGGAUGUAUGUCUACCGGAAAGAUCUGGCUGACACUUUGAACCCGUUGGCAGAAAAUGAGGAAUCACAGCAAAGGUCGAUGAGGAUUUUGGGAAUGAACACUUGGGAUCUCGCUCUGGAAUUAAUGAAUUUUGAUUGGUGUCUCUUCAAUUCAAUUCACGAGCAAGAGCUGAUCUACUUCACGUUCAGCAGACAAGGAAGUGGGGAGCACACUGUGAACCUCAGCCUUCUGCUCCAGAGAUGCAAUGAAGUCCAGCUCUGGGUGGCCACGGAGAUUCUGCUCUGCAGUCAGCUGGGCAAGCGAGUGCAGCUGGUGAAAAAAUUCAUCAAAAUUGCCGCUCACUGCAAAGCCCAGAGAAACCUGAAUUCUUUCUUCGCUAUUGUGAUGGGUCUCAACACAGCUUCUGUCAGUCGACUGUCACAGACCUGGGAGAAAAUCCCUGGGAAGUUUAAGAAACUUUUCUCUGAACUUGAAAGUUUAACAGAUCCUUCCCUGAAUCACAAAGCCUACAGAGAUGCAUUCAAAAAGAUGAAGCCACCUAAAAUCCCUUUCAUGCCCUUAUUGCUUAAAGAUGUAACAUUUAUUCAUGAAGGGAAUAAGACAUUUUUGGAUAAUCUGGUCAAUUUUGAAAAGCUGCAUAUGAUUGCAGACACUGUCCGAACGCUGAGACACUGCAGGACUAACCAGUUUGGAGGUGAGAUGUCUCCAAAAGAGCACCAGGAGUUAAAAUCCUACGUUAAUCACCUGUAUGUCAUUGACAGCCAGCAGGCCCUGUUUGAGCUCUCACACAGGAUCGAGCCCCGGGUAUAAGCCCUGCUGCCCCACGCCUCGCCUCGCCUGUAACUGCAGCACUUUGAGCUACAGAAAUGUCGAUGCCAACCAAGCACGUCACUUUCCUGUGAGAAAAGAAGUUGCUGAGUUUUAUCAGUAAAUUGCAAGACAUACGCGGGAAAGCCAACCAAAACGUGCUCAGGAAGUGAUGUCAGCCACCAGAGAUGGGGAGAGGCCUCUCCUCGCUGCUUUUAGAACGAGAAGGCAGAAGAGUCAGAAGCAUUCUGAAAUGGAGAAGUCUGGUUUCUUCUGCAGAUGUCUUUGAUCCCAUCCAGUUUUUCAGUUUGAGAUAUGCCAGCGUCAAGACAAGGGAACACGUCUUGUUAUACAGUGACCAAAUAUUUCAGUAAGCGUGUGUUUUUAGGCUGUCAAAGAAGUAGCUUGUUUGAACACCUGAAGGUAGUGAUGGCACCUCUAGAUUUCCAGGGAGAAGGACUGGUCUCUAUCUGUACAAACUAUGAUAUCACCAAAAGCCACUUGUGUCUAGGGAGUUAGCGAGAACCAGAAGGUGACAUCUAUGCUUUGACUUCCAAAAGAGAAAUGUCAAGGCAUGCAUUUCUUUGCAUCCACAAUCACUUAUGGAUGUCUGCUUAGAGGUGAAAUUCAUUUCUGCACAACUGGUUUGCAACUAUGGGCAAGUUAGACUAAGUUGUUUUGCCAUUAAUGAAAAAUAGGAAUCUUUAGUGACUCACUGUUUAAUUUCUAGGGAUUUUCUUUACACGUGCAAAUGGGCUCUCACUUCCUAUUGGGAACAAUAUGAUUUUUGAAAGAGCAUAAUGCCUAAUGCGCUGUAGGCACUCUAUAACUAUUGAUUGUGGUGACAGAGAGUCACAGAGGUCUGCGUUCCUGUGCCUGAUGACGCCCUGGUGUUUUGCACGUCUUCUGCAGGCUCCUUGCCCAAAGGUGUGAUGAUGGCAGCCAGUCCAGGGAGGGUAAGUGGGAUUGGAUGGGUGAAGCACUGGGCGCUCCCUGGAGAGGAGCAAGGUAUUAAGAUAGUGGUGAUUGCCUGUCUUACAGCAAAUUAAGAAAGCUUCAAAACAGCCAAAUGUCUGAUUUUUAUUAGACACUUACAAAUCCUAUAGUUCAUCUCCCAACCAAGACAGGGAGCCUUUCUAUAAUGUGUCUUUUUUUUUUUUUUUCAGUCUUUUAAGUCUUUUUUUUAAUGCCCAUUCUUAUAGGUUAGGCCUCCUCUAGUAAAUAAGACUCUUGGUAUUCUCAAGAACUGGUUAGAACUCCCUCGACCUUCAAAUGAACAAAAACCUUGUGGGAUACAAUAAUGAAAUCCACCCCUGCCAGGUAGAUAUCAGGUCCAUUCAUUUUCCAUGCAUGCGAAUCCUGGUGCAGCUCUCACCACUCCUGCCUGUUCAGCUCUUAGGUGCCUGUCCAGAGCUGCUCCCUUUUGUCUCAUCAGCAUCUCAUUCCCUGAUGCUUUCUGACACCUUGAGAGCAGUGUUGUUUCCUGGGCUCAGGAACCCCACUGAGCUUGAGAAAUCGCUGGGAGGAAACAUGGGGAGAAGAUUUUUGGUAAGACUUUCAAAGAGUUUCAGCCUGUCCCAGCAUGUAACACUUCAGAUCUGAAAAUGAGCAGGAUUUUAUAGAAAGGCACCAUCCUGGGCUGCUCUACUCAGAAAUGCUCCAGGCUACUGGAAACGGAAUGAGACCCACUGGAGGAGACAAGAACCUCGGAACCAGAGCAGGCAGAUGUCUCUCACAUCCGAUCAAGCACUGGGAAAGCUUCGCAAUCACUGAGGACAGAGCGAGCAUACAGCACACACGUGUGUUCUUGUCUUUUCUCGCUAGUCUAAUCGUGUAAGACCCUUUUGACAUCGUCUUUAUGUUUUGCAGUUUAAAUUGUUAUUCACAUAAGACCUACAGUGUUCCAUCUAAAAUGAUUUCAGUUGUUCCAGUGGAGAACUAUUUCAGCACAGACCUGAAUUCAGAUACGUACACGGCUGAACAAGCCACCUGUACAUCAUGUUUAACCACAUUGUGAUUGGUGGAGUGAGCGUAUGGUGGGAACAGGCUGGGGAGAAAAUGCUGCGUGUCCACCGUGUCCUUCAGCCGUGGUUGGGCGGCUCUCAGGCCAGCAAAGAGAAGAGAGGAUUUUGUUUAGUUUAGAUUUGCUUUUGCAUUCCCAUCUUCUGAAUGUCAAAAUCUCCAAACCUUUCUGAAAUUUAAUGACCUCUCCAGAGAUUUCCCAGGGAGCAGCUCUCAGAAAUUUCAGAAGUUCCGAGAAGACGUAAAUCUGGAAUUAAAGAAUUCAAGGCAGAAUCAUGGGAGACAGAUUUAGCUCAAUGCGCAGCUCUAAGGACUCUGCACUGUCCAGCGGGAAGGUGGGGUGGGGGGCUGUUGGGGGACUUAGCUCUUGCUGACAGGGAUGGGCCACAUUCCUUCUCCAAAUACUUGCCAAGGCCACUUUGGAAUAGUUUUAUUCUGGCUAGAAGGGUGGGCUGGAAGACGUCUAAGCUCCUUCCCAGCUCUUUUAGAUUUUAUGAUCGCAUAAAGGCUCCACUCUGAAAACCUGCAAUCUGCCCCCUUCACCGGCAAGUGGGGCACAGGCACUUUGAAGUGGGUCCCUUUUGCUACAGCACGACUCUCAGAUAGGCCUGCGGGUCUGUGGGUUCAUCGACGCCCAGCAAACCUGCCCUGCUUAGAACUUAGCGCAGGACAAGUUCCUAGAGGCAAAAUUGCAACCUUUCCGAAAUUUUUUUUUUUCCCCAUAUACAUUUGCAGAUGCUCCAAAGACUCAGCGUUUCAGAUUCACUCUUUGUUAUAAUCUGUACAAUUGCCAAAUGGUUGUAGUGAUAUUACAGCCUGCAUUUCCUUUAUUCUAGUAUCGUUCAUUCUGUGUAGCAUAAAUUCAUUUUCCUAGACCGCUAUCUGCAGACAAGUCACGUGGCGUGUACACUGAACUCAGCGCGAGGGUAAAAUAAAAACCCACCCCUCCGUGUCGGCAGGGAGAAGGCGUUGCGCUCAGGCAUACCUGCCUCCGAGUGAGAGAAACUGCUGCAUGCGAGAGAGGGUACCAGUGGCUUCGGAUCCCCAGAGCUGGGCUUCCCCCGCGGGCCCCCGUCCCAGCUGCUUCGUGAUAGCCGUCACACACACCGCAGAUCCCAAACUUCUUGCUUCCAAAUGGCACAACUACUCCAAGCUUCUCAGGACCCGGCAAAAAUGUUGAAACGGGGAAAAUCAGGGGCACUGCAGUUAUGUAACAUGGAGUUUCUUUUAAAUGCUUCAAACAUGUCCUUAAAAUUUCAGCCUGCUUAUUAAUGAGUGGGCCAUUGUGCUUAAAACUAGUAGGGGAACAAAGUUUUUUUAAAAAAAAAAUUGCCAAAAAGUUAGAUGAAAAUGUACUACUGUAUAAAGCAAAGCUGUAUAUACUAAACGUUUUUUAGCAGAGUACUAUUUAUUUGCAUAGCCUAUUUAUUGUAUUCGUAUUACAAGGUUAUUAAAUACCAGGAUGAAAUCGAUGACCUGAAGCAAGGACUCUUGCCUUUUAACGUUUGAUGGAUUAGGACUGCUGUGACAUUGUCAGCUUGCGUUAACAAUUAGGAGAUAGAAAACCCGAAAUCAGGGUAUCUACCUAACUUCUCAGGGACUACACUUUGUAGUUUUCCACCCUUAUAAGAGCUGGUAAAUAUGAAACAUUGGUUGAAUUACCAGAAUUGCCAUUAACAGUAUUUUCUUUCUCAGCUUCCAUGCUUUCUGCUUCUGUACAUAUGACUGUGCUGUGUAUUUAUCGAAGCUAGCAAGCAAUAAUUUAUAUGUAGAAAUGGUCAAGCAAUAUAAGGUGAAAACUUAUAUAAGUCACUGUUACCUUAUCUUGUAUUUUCAAGUGUUUUUUAAAACUGCUUUUCCAAA